AUGCCGAUCGUCGGCCAAACUGCAUCAGGGUGCGAGCUGAUGGCCGCUGGCUGCACGACGAACGCCGCGGAGGUUGCCACCUGGCAGGGCAGAAACAUCGCCGAGUGCGAUAUGGCGCUUUCAAACGUUACAUUCUCAACUGUUACAAACAUGAUUUGUCAUGCAAAAACAGCAUCACUCAUCUUCACACGAUCUUGUAUGAUGAGGUCGCCGAAAGUGCUUCCUCGCCCACCCGCCGGCGAGGGCGUCCCUGACCUUUGGCGCUGGGAGCGGGUGUCCACUAAAUGAUGAUUCUUCGCAUGACAACUUCUCGACGCGCUAAAUAGCACUAGAAUCCGUGGCAAAUCUGUAAUGCAAAAGGCGUGAUCUUCCUCCUUUCACUUUUGCCAUUCUUGCAUUACUAAUUUUGCCAUUCUUGCAUUACUAAUUCAUGUAUACAGCUGACUGAGGAUGUAACGUUUGGGAAUCCCAUAGACGACGUUUUGGCCGGCACGGCGUCUGGGUCGUCCGUCUGUAGACCUUUGUUGAAUACCGACUACGGUGGAUAUCCAGGAAAAAACACCCAUCCCCAUCCAUUUUUUGCAUGGCAAAUAGUGGAUUUUAUGCAUGUUUUGCAUGACAAAUUGGAUGGGGAUGGGUGUUUUUUCCUGGAUAGUGGAGGCGCGACGACUACGACAUCCGGAAAAACGUGGCAGGAAUGCGUCCGUAUCAAAUGUGAAAAUGUCUGGGUCUGGAAGAAUGCAACUUGUGAUGCUAACUUUGGAUUCUAAAAAAAUUUGUAUUGCAUGACCACCAAGAGGCGCCCAGUUUGUGCUACGCGGGGAGGGCAUUUGUCAUGCGGGAUAGGCAUCAGGAAGGCCUCUAGAAACAUGUGAUGCUAGAUCAUGCAUUACAGACAUCCUGAGUCAUGCAAAAUAUGCACGACAAACCUGGUAACCUUCCAGACCCAGACAUUUUUACAUUUGAUAGUCCGUCUCUGUGCGCAAAACCCCAGCUGCAAGCACUUGGUCCACCGUCCCGACGGUGGUGUUGCUGGGACCGCAAAGCUGACGGAUGGCACCACGGGGGACUGCAACAUCAAAACCGAGGAUAUGCCGGAUUCUUCGCAAGCGCAAAACACGGGAUUGAACAGCCUGGACAUGACAGCGCUGUGUCGGGAGGACGUGCUGAGCACCUACGACAGCAGCGAUCCGGCCGCGCUCCUGCCCUUGAACGGGCUCCCGGUUGGUACGACCGGAAGCUUCGUGCCGCCCGAACUAUUGCGGGCGAGUAUGUCGCCCUACUACCGAGGCAGCGACUGGGUGGACCCAGCGGCAACGAGUAACCCCGCAACCUGUGCGGUGGACAAUCCGUGCGAUUCCACCCCCGCAUCGUGUUAUGCGAGAGAAAAACUGUGUAUGUGUAAGUGUAACUUUCUUGGAGGAACAGCAUCACAAGUUUGCUCCGCAUAACAGACAAAACCUGUCAUGCGUAGCGAGUACGUGAAACAAACCUAACCGCGUUCGAAAAGAGCCUCUGACGCAUGUCCAGCAUGACAGGUGUAAAUGUAUGGCAUCGUCUGGAACACAAAGCUACACUCACACAGUGUUUUGCUUGGAUACGUGUCCUGUGGACUUCCCUGCGAAGUGCGGCGCCGAGCGUAUGCAAAGAAAAAAGCGUUACAGUUGCACAUCGUGUUGCGGAACGCGCAAGACAGACAACCUCUCUCAUGCCGGACGAAAGGCAUGCGAGCCCGAGCGUAGUUUCGUACGUGUUUUCCCUUAGGGUCUCUGUAUUGCAAGUUUUCUCUGCAAAACCAAAAGUGCAGAGCAAGUUUGUGUUGCUGAAGUUGCAGCAGAUGUGUAUACCAUAACACUUUUUUUCUUUGGAUAGAUUGGGUGCUGACCCGUCCCGAGGGCAUCACCACCGCUAUGAGAGUGCACCCCCCCCCUCCGCCUCAUUGUUCGUAUUGCAUGAGCAGCAAUAGAAACACCAGCGCACAUGGAGCCUGCGCAUGACAAGUUCAAGCGCGUCAUGCAGUACUGUUUAGGCUUCCACAAUCUGUCAUGCAAACACUGCCACAUGGCAGCGCAGCCCAGCGCGUGGAUUUGGGCUUUUGGCUUUUGUAUGACAAAUGAGGGCGAGGGGGGGUUGUGCACUGUCAUAACCGCGGUCGGGGAACAGGCGGACGGGUACUGCUUUCACAACGUACGCAUUGCAAAUAUGCAGCCUGGGUCUGGGAGAAUGCGAACAUUUGUCAUGCAGUUUGUGCCUGACCCAGAUCGUCUGGCGUGCAAGCCCUAGCGCCACAGGUUUCGGGCAGGUAGCCUAAUGCUUAAGCCGCAUGACUACAAAUCCACUUUUUCUGUGACAAGAAGCCGAAGCGCGGCCUUUUUCUGGCCACGCAUGACAGAUGUUGGCAUGUUGUGGAACUCGCAUCACAAAUUUGAAUCCUUCCAGACCCUGACAUAUUUGCAAUGCAUACAACGGGGGCACGAACAACUGGUGGGCGGUCGAAUUCCAGGACCGCGUGCCGCGGGACAUUGCGGGGUUCACCCUGUUUCAACUGGACGAUGGCUCGCGGGGCCAGUCCAUCCAGAACGCCAAAAUUUACCUGAACGACAGCGGCAUCCCGGAGGCUGCCCUCCGGACGCCGGGCCUGGUGAAGACGACCGGCACCUGGGUUCCGAUCAACAAAAGGGUCUGGAAAAUCCGCAUCGGAGACAGCUCGGGGAACACCGCCAACAACGCGCUGAUGUUCUGUGGCUUCUGGCUGUACCAGCGGGGGGACGCGCCAACCUUAACGAGGAUCAGCAGCAGUGGGGGCAUAUGCAUUGCAAAUAUGUCUGGGUCUGGAAGAUUUUUGAUGCGAGAUUUGUCAUGCUACUCUGGCAUGACUCUAAAGUAAACUCUGUACUGCGUGGCCGCGAAACGCUCCUCUUGCCUGUCAUGCAAAAACGCAGCUUCUCAUGCGGAGUACGCAACUCCGAACCACGAAAAAGCUUAAAGUUGUCACGCUUGCCAGCGCCUUGAGAGUGUGCUAACUAUCAUCCCUUUCUUGCAUCACAAAUUUCCAGACCCAGACGCAUAUGCAGUUGAUAGGGCACUAGCGCGGCCGCGGG
Amoebophrya sp. A120 is the source of this 3101-nucleotide messenger RNA. NCBI's taxonomy places the organism in Eukaryota, Dinophyceae, Syndiniales, Amoebophryaceae. The record is from the annotation of a GenBank genome assembly.